GCUGGUAGAAGAGAACUGAUACGAAGAAGCUUCAGCCUUUGCGUGCCAACUGCUUGCUCCGCCGGCCAUGGUGCCUUGCGUGGCGCUGCUCAGCCUUCUCGGAUUCGCAGUUCUGGCAGGUGAUCUAUUUUGCAGCUUUGAUCAUGGUGAGAUAUAACCCAAUGAAUUAGAUUAGGUUUAGAAAUAAUGACUUACCCAGAAACAUAUGUAUAUCUCAGCCCUCUGUAGCAUCAAAGCUACAAACUGAUUUUGAAACGAAGGCAUUCAUUCAGCUCCAGUGGAAAAUGAUGAUCAUACUGGAGAAAUGAUAACCCGAUGUAUUAUAGAAGUCCUUUUGAACAGUUUAUCAAAAGACAAUUCUCCGCUUAUUAAUCCACAGUGCAAGGAGCUUCUGAAAAAAGGUGAACAACAACAAAAAGAGAAAAAUAUACAGCAAGGCAUGGAACUUGGCGCAAGAACUUUAUCUGAAUCAGAAGAAUUAAGAAAGCAGUCAGAAGGGACUGUGAAGGAACAACAAGAUGUGAGUGAAGAAGAGUUUAAGAGACAGGCAGGAGGAGAUGCUAAGUGGCAUCAGGAAACGAAGAAAUAUGGGGGAAGCCCUAAAGAAGAAGAAAAGAAUGAGAAUGAAAAAGAAGCUGAGGAAGAUAGUUAUAAAAGAAAUCAUCACAAUGGCGAUGGAGGCAAAGAAAAGAAAGUCAGUAAAGAAGUAGAAUCUGAGCCUCUAGAGAAAAAGUCAGUUCUUACAUCUGGAAAAAUGGAUGAGGAUGAUUACAAGCAUUCCCAUGGCCAAAAGUAUGUGGAAGAAAUAAUUCAGAGUCAAGAAAGGGAAAAUGAAGACAAUGAGGAGGAGGAGGAAGAGGAAGAAGAGGAAGAGGAGAGUAAUGAAAAGUAUCAUCAUAGUUUUCAUGAAGAAUUUGAAGAUUCUUCAGAGAAGGAUGGUGGUGAAACAAAGAAGCAAGGCCACAAAUCAGGACAUUACCGAAGAAAACCAAGAUUGGGUAAGUCCUCUGAAUACAACAGCCAUCAUAUUGGUGAAAAAAGGGGCUCAUCUGAAGAGCCUAGUGAGGAAGAAAGUGAAUUUUGGGCUAAAAGGAGUCAUCACCCCAACCAUUAUGAGAGAGAACAUUACUUUGUGGAACCAAGAAAUGCUGUUGAAAUGCAUAGGUCCGAGGCAAUGGAGAGAGAGAGCAGAAACAAAGGAUAUUGGGAUCCCAGCCAAGAGGACAGUGAUGAAGACAUGAAGCAUCACAGUGAAGAAAAUGAAAGGAAACAGUAUCAGUAUAUGAGGAAAAGACUUUUUGAUGGACCAUCAAGGGAGAUCAGACAUCACCACGAAGUAAGAGUCCCUUACAGCAAAGCAAGGCAGGAAAAUGGAGGUACGAAACAAAGCCAUGAUAGCUUAGAUGAGAAGCGGCACCAUGACCAACCAAAUGUACAGCUAGAGAUGGCAAAACCACAAAACAAGGAGAGAGAAGAUGGAGAGCAACGACUCAACAGCCAAGAAGCCAGAGAAGAAAAGCACUAUCCUAAUAAUGAUGGAGAGCUAGAAACUCCACACUACAGUGAGAGAGGAAAACACUUUGAUAAUAAAAGAACUCUUCUGCUAGAGGAGGGCUACCCAAGAAGCCACUAUCUUGUAGAAAAUGUAAAAAGAGCUUUAAAUCCAUAUUAUUACCAACAGCCCAGGUGGAAAAGCAGAUCUGUGGACAAGAACGCUGACAUCAUCAACCCACUGUUGGAGAGUGAAGAAGAACGCAAGUCCCACUUGAAUAAGAGGGAAUUCUUUCCUGAAUAUAAUGAUUAUGAUUUGUGGGAGAAGAAGCAGGUCCUGGAUAGCUUAAACCCCAAACAGGACAACAGUAACAAUCCUGAAAGGCUAUACAAACCUGAGAUAAAAAGGCAGUAUGAUAGAAUGGAUGAGUUGGCCCAUCUUCUGAGCUACCGGAAGAAAUCGGCAGAAUUUCCAGAACUGUACAACUCAAAAGAAGACAUUGAAAGGGGACACGUAAUAAGAAGUGGCAAGGACAAAUUUCACCAGAGGCCUCUGACACCAGAAGAGGAGAAAGAACUGGAAAACCUGGCUGCUAUGGAUUUGGAACUGCAGAAGAUUGCUGAAAAGUUCAACAAUAAUCAGAGAGGAUAAAUUUUAUUUGACGUAAUGUGGUAUGGUGAAGAGUAGCUUUAUUUAAAGUAUCCCAUAUUUAUUAGUAAAGUCACUGCCUCAAAUGUUGUUCUUCUCCCUAAUUAGAAAUAGUUUAACCUUUAAAUAUAUACUUUAUACCAGUACAAAGCAUCCUUCUGUUCUAAAAGAUUUGUUCAGAUCAGCAUGAAUUUUUGCCUUCUGAAUUUUGAAAUGUAUGAGGAUAAUUUGUGUGUGCGUUCUUCAGAAAUAUAUUAUCUCAGUAGAAAAUAAUAAACUUUACAUUGUCUAUAUAGUUAACUGCACGUGCUCCUACAUAGCUUGUUUAUGAUUUACGCAGUUAGAUUCAUCAGAGGAGACACAGUAACAUACUUAUAAGUCUAUAUUGGAACUAAUUUUUUGUUCCUUAUAAAAUUAGUAUAUUCAAUAGUACCUUAAAAUCAACUUUGGGAGGCUGACAACACCAAAAUAGAUGCACCAUCUAUUCCUAUAUUGUUAUAAGACAAAUUGAAGUCUCACAGCUUAUGAAAAAGAUACACUGACUGCAGCUCUCUCAUAAAAGCAUUGAAUGUGGUUUUUAAACUAUCCCCAAAAUUUCUAUGGAACUGUAUUUUUAAAGUCAUUGAUACAUAAGUGUUUAGCUACAUAAUUGCUGUCUUCAGUUAUUUAUAAAUAUAAAAUAGGUGGGCUUAAAAGAAACUAAAAUAAAUGUUCACAGCA
This is a messenger RNA of Crotalus tigris (Tiger rattlesnake), 2860 nucleotides long. RefSeq names its product chromogranin B (gene CHGB). NCBI's taxonomy places the organism in Eukaryota, Metazoa, Chordata, Lepidosauria, Squamata, Viperidae. Bases 305 to 2143 code for a protein of 612 amino acids. The record is from RefSeq and is a predicted model, not a curated record. The transcript is spliced from 7 exons. Gene Ontology annotation, cellular component: secretory granule.